CGCACGUUUCAAAAUCAAAAAUCAACUUAUGAAAAAUAUGAAAUUGACCUCAAAGAUGCAACCGCUUGCAUAAUUAACGUACCAGGAUCGACUUAUGGAGACUCAUUUUAUCUGAUUAUAUUUGCAAAUCCUCAGCAGCAGCUUCGUAUGGAAAGCCAUCAGUGUGUCAACACUACCACCAUUAUCGGCUAUAUUAUCGAUCGUGAUAAUUUAAGUUCGUAUUUCGGUCCUUACGGGAAGAGCAUUCUCGUCAGCGCAAAACAUUAG
Funneliformis geosporum is the source of this 267-nucleotide messenger RNA. NCBI's taxonomy places the organism in Eukaryota, Fungi, Glomeromycota, Glomeromycetes, Glomerales, Glomeraceae. The record is from the annotation of a GenBank genome assembly.